UUACACCUCACGCCGGUGGCUCCUCCUGACGUAAGCGGACGUCACCCGGAAACGCGUCCUUCGAAACCAGGAGGCAACAUGGCAGAGCACAGAGACCCACAUCAUGAUGGAGAGGUGGACGAUGUCCCCGAGCUCUCAGACAGCGGGGACGAUGAGCAGUGGCAGUGCCUGGACGAGGAGGACAGUGAUGACCAACACGUCACCUGUCUCUUCUGUGACCGGUUGUUGAACUCUGUGCCGAUUACACUACAACACUGUUCAACCGAGCACCAAUUCAAUCUCGUAGAUGUGAUACGCAAGCACAAUUUGGACGACUAUGGAUACAUCAAGCUGAUCAACUUCUUACGGUCCAAAAAGGUUAGCGCGGCGGAUGUCACCGGGCUGCCAGAGGGCCCACUCCCCUGGGACAGCGAGGACUUCCUCAGACCCGUUCUGCAGGACGACCCCCUGCUUCAGACCGACCCUGAGGAGCUGUGUGGGGAUGAUGGGGAAGGCCCCGCCCAAGGCCCCGUGCCUGGGGCCCCCGACCAGGGUGCCAUGCUGCAGAGGGCCCAGUCUGCUGAGGACAGGGCCCAACGGGCGGAGGAAGCCCUCGCUAGAGCCAUGGACGACCUGCACAAACUCAAGGUGCUGGCCCAGGGGCUGGUGCUGAACGCGGACACCAGGCGGGCGCCGGGCAGCCUGGGCCCCGUGGCGGAGCUCCGGGACGACGAGGACGACGCCUACUUCAGCUCCUACGGCCACUACGGCAUCCAUCAGGAGAUGCUCAAGGAUAAGGUGCGCACAGAGAGCUACCGAGACUUCAUGUACCGAAACCCAGAGGUCUUCAAAGACAAGGUUGUGCUGGACGUGGGCUGUGGGACCUGCAUCCUCUCCAUGUUUGCUGCCAGAGCUGGCGCCGCGAAGGUGAUCGCGGUGGACCAAUCAGAGAUCAUCUAUCAAGCCAUGGAUAUAGUUCGGGCCAAUCAGCUUGAAGACAAGAUCACGCUAAUCAAAGGACGUAUAGAGGACAUCAGCCUACCUGUGGAGAAGGUCGACAUCAUCAUCUCCGAAUGGAUGGGUUACUUCCUGCUGUUUGAGUCCAUGCUGGACUCUGUCCUGUACGCCAGAGAUCUCUAUUUGGCUGAUGGAGGAUCAGUUUACCCAGACCUGUGUAACAUCAGCCUGGCCGCGAUCGGAGAUGCACAGAAGCACCAGGACCACAUUGCAUUCUGGGACGACGUCUACGGCUUCAACAUGGCGUGCAUGAAGAAGGCUGCGCUGCCCGAGGCUGGGGUGGAGACCGUGGACCCCGCCACGCUCAUCUCUGAGCCCACAGUCAUACAGACUAUUGAUUGUAACCGAGUGUGCCUCUCUGAGCUGGAAUUUGCAUCAGACUUUUGCAUGAAGAUGACACACACCACGGAUUGCACGGCGAUCGUGGGCUACUUUGACAUUUUCUUCGACAAAGGCUGUGGAAACAAGGUGUCCUUCUCCACUGGUCCAAAGGACACAAAGACCCACUGGAAGCAGACGCUCUUCCUGCUAGAGAGCCCACUUCCUGUCCAGGCCGGGGAGGAGCUUCAGGGAACGAUCAAAGUAAUCAAGAACAAGAAGGACCCCCGGUCGCUGCUGGUCACGCUGAGUCUCCGGGACAGGAGGCAGACCUACAUGCUGCAGUGAGCGUGGGAGCUGACUGGAUGGGGUCUAAGAGGAUGACUCUGAAUACUCCACCUUUGACCCGUAGGACUGAAACACAGGUGGAGAUGGCAUUCUAUGUGUUCUUCCAGAGAUGGUGUGUACUCAAAGUAUUAGCAUGGACCACACACACACACACACACUCAUGCACAUGCACACACACGCAAACACACAAGCGUGAUUUCAGAUGAGUGAGCGUGAUUUCAGACAACUGGAGGGACGUUUGAUCACAGGGAUCUAAAGUGUCAAAGGCGAUUUGUUCUUUUUAAUAAAGAUUUAUA
Molecule: messenger RNA, 1958 nt
Organism: Gadus chalcogrammus (walleye pollock)
Lineage: Eukaryota; Metazoa; Chordata; Actinopteri; Gadiformes; Gadidae
Gene: prmt3
Product: protein arginine methyltransferase 3
Exons: 16
Coding region: 79-1662 (527 amino acids)
Biological process (GO): peptidyl-arginine methylation
Cellular component (GO): nucleus
Molecular function (GO): protein-arginine N-methyltransferase activity
Source: RefSeq, a predicted model, not a curated record